GCAUAUUUCUUCACCAAUUAUGACUUUUCAGCCGCCCGCUCGCGUGGACAGAACCCUCGACUUUCUGCAGAAAUCGCAAACUUCACCAUUCAUUUCUUGAAAUUCAUGAUUCUUUUUUUUGCUUAUACAGAUUUUUUCAUCUCGACUUUGAUCUUUCUACAUCUCGGUUUAUGAGCUCGAAGGAGAAACCCACUCUCGGAGGUACGCGGAUUAAGACCCGCAAAAGGAAUAUUGCUCCUCCUCUGGACCCUGCAGCUUUUUCUGAUGCAGUUGUCGUAAUAUAUCUAGAUAAUGCUGGUGAUCUGGUUGUUUUCAUUGGAGGACGUACACAAACUUGUUCAGUGAAAUCUGAUGAUGGAGAAUGCCAUCCUUACUCUAUAAUCGACUGUGAACCAACGCGAGAAGCUAUUUUACCUUCAGUUGUAUACAUACAGAAUAUUUUGCGGAGGAAACCCUUCCUUAUAAAGAACCUUGAAAACGUUACGCGGAGGUUCUUGCAGUCGCUGGAGCUUUUCGAGGAAAGUGAGAGAAAGAAUCUUGCAAUAUUUACAGCGUUCGCGUUUUCCCAGAAGCUCUCGGGUUUACCUGCAGAGACUGUCUUCCAGCCAUUGCUUGAAGAUAAUCUCGUUGCCAAAGGGAUAGUACUCACUUUUGUAACAGACUUCCUCAAUGAAUAUUUAGUUGAGAACAGCCUUGAUGACUUGAUUGCUAUUCUGAGGCGUGGCAAGAUGGAAGACAAACUCUUGGAUUUUCUGCCACCCACAAAGCGAACUACUGAAAGUUUUGCUGAGCAUUUCACCAAGGCGGGAUCAAAGCGGUACUUACAGGCCAAGUGACAGAGGAAACUGACAUAGAUGAAGUGAUUGAAACAAUGAAGCAACAGGUGAAAGAUGCUAAACUGCCAGAGAUUGAUGUCGUACGUGUGAUCUGGGACGAAAUAAUGGAUGCUGUUCAAUGGUCUGGGAAAAAGCAGCAGCAAACUCUGUACUACGUCAAGUUAGUGUUUGACUUUAGAGUUAUUGGAAGUAUCAAAGCAAGAUUAAGGUUCUUUCGGUCUUGAAGCUAAGUUGUUGUUGUUGUUGUUGUUUGGUAAGGCUCCGCUUCUUAACACAUUCUGUAGCAGCGGGAAAAUGGAGAUGCAACUGAUGUACAAAGUACAUAUGCAAUGCUAUGAGGAUGCAAAGCUGAUGAAAGUGUUUCCUGAGGUAGUGAUGUCACUGUAUGAGCUAGAUGUUCUUGCUGAAGACACUAUUCUUCAUUGGUAUCGAAAAGGAAGCAAUCCUAAGGGCAGGCAAACGUUUGUGAAGGGAUUGGAGCCGUUUGUGAAUUAGCUGGAAGAAGCUGAGGAAGAAGAGUGAGACACAAUCUGCUGUUUUCUUCCUCUCUUCUAAUAAAACACAAUCUUUGAUUUUCUUAAUGCAUUUUGAGAAAAUUUUGUUUGAAUGGAUAAUUUGCUUGUUUUAGUGGGUUGUUUGUUUCUUUAACCUUUUUUGAGUUAAAAGGUUCCAAAAAGAAAAGAAAUCUGAAUA
Molecule: messenger RNA, 1529 nt
Organism: Eutrema salsugineum
Lineage: Eukaryota; Viridiplantae; Streptophyta; Magnoliopsida; Brassicales; Brassicaceae
Product: basic leucine zipper and W2 domain-containing protein 1-A
Exons: 6
Coding region: 171-836 (221 amino acids)
Cellular component (GO): cytoplasm; membrane
Source: RefSeq, a predicted model, not a curated record